CGCCCCCGCUGCCUCGGCGAUGCGGCACGACCCUCCGUGUCCCCCUCUGGGAAGCGUCCGGGUGCGCCCCUGACUCAAGAGGCGCCCCCAGGCUGUCUCGCGCGGCCCGUGCGGCCUCCAGGGCACCCUGCACGAGGCCCCGGGGGGCCCCCAGGGGCUCCGGGAUGGCGCGCCAGGCCGGGGGCGCCUCGAGAGCCGGGGAAAACCUUGUGGCAGACCCAGAAUGGAAGGUCGACGAGCUGCGGCACGCCGCGUCGCAGCAGGCCCACAGGAUCGGUGCCCUGGAGGCUCGGCUCGGGGGAGCGGCCCCUCCCGCGCAGCCGGCGCGGGGCGAGGCCGCGGGAGCGGAUGCCGCGCCUGCCGGCCUCCCGGGUGCGUCGGGGGAGUUCGUGCCCGUCGCGGUGUUCGACGCCUACAGGGAGGCUGUCGCGAGGGAGCUGCUGGCGCACCAGGAGGCUUACAGGGAGGCGCUGGAGGCCCGCGCGGGCGAGGCUGCGAGGAAGUUCGAGGCGCUCGCGAAGGAGCUCGUCAGCAAGCAGGACGCGCUGCUGGCGGCCAGGGGAGCCGAGGACCUCGCGGACCUCGUCGCGAGGCACAUGGGCAUGCACAGGGCCGAGGUGCAGAAGGAGAUCGCGCUGGUGCGCUCAGAGGCGCACGAAAAUCUGUCAAAGGCCUCCGGAAGUGUGGACGCCGAUAAGAAUUUCGUCUAUCCAGCUGCCCUUGUGACGACGAACGCCAAGCUCCAGGCCCUCGGCGCCAACGCGACGGAGUCCCUGGGCGCCCUGCGCCGCUCCCUGGACGUGCACCGGGACUCCGUCCGCGGGCAGCUCCUGCGGCUGGAGGCCGCGGCCGCGGAGGGCCUCGCCGCGCACCGGAACCUCUCGGCCGCGCUGGCGGCGCAGGGGGCGGAGGCCGCGGCGGCGUGGGCGGCGCAGCGCGCGGAG
Prorocentrum cordatum is the source of this 944-nucleotide messenger RNA. The record is from the annotation of a GenBank genome assembly. NCBI's taxonomy places the organism in Eukaryota, Dinophyceae, Prorocentrales, Prorocentraceae.